Molecule: messenger RNA, 1320 nt
Organism: Plasmodium fragile
Lineage: Eukaryota; Apicomplexa; Aconoidasida; Haemosporida; Plasmodiidae
Exons: 6
Coding region: 1-1320 (439 amino acids)
Biological process (GO): protein homooligomerization
Source: RefSeq, a predicted model, not a curated record
AUGGACUCCACUAGCGGAGACAACGUCAUAAGCAUAAAUGUCGGAGGGACGAUUUACAUGACGACCCUCAACUUGAUUUGCAAAUACAGGAAUUCUCGUCUAUGUGAAAUUGUUUUAGAAAAACUGAAGGCCUUGCCGGACUUCGACACCAACCAGAACAGGAAGGAAAUAUUCAUCGACCGAAAUGGAAGCAGGUUCGAGUACAUUUUGGACUUCCUGCGAGACGGAGUUCUGAUAUGCGAAAAUGACAUCAACGUGUUGACGAGGAUACUAAUCGAAGCUGUGUACUUCAAAUUGUCUUCCCUCAUAAAAAUUUUAAAGAAAAAAAUCGAAUUAUUGUAUUCAAACAUGGGAAAUAAUGUAAACAAGAAUAUUUUUAAAAACAUCAUUGGCACACUUGAAGAAAAAAAAAAUAAUAAAAUAAAAAGCAAAGCAAAAAAUAAUAGCAUAUCUAGAAUGCUAAACAAAAUUUCUGCUCAAAUUAAAAAACACAACGAAAUGAAAUGUUGCACUGUUAAAAAAAAAAAAAAAAAAAUUCACAACGUCCAUUUUUUGAACAAGAUAAAUUUAUUAACCGAAUUGAAUGACGAAGAUAAGUCUCCCACGAAGGAGUGCACACUAUUGUCUACUGUUCCAGUGGACAACUGCAAAGAAGAAAAACAAUAUGUGUCUACAAAGCACCAGGGGGAGAAAGUAAAAAAUGACGAACAGCUUGAAGGUAAUAAUGUAGACGAAUUGAACUUGGGGUAUAAUAUACCAAAAAUUAUUCUGCCCAAUUCGUGUCCUCCAGGAACACAAACCAAAAUGGUUGACUACAAUAUAACAAAUAAUUUCAUAAAUGAGGAAGACAAAUUGAAGAGUAAAAAUAAUGCCAAUGGUUCCACUAGGAUAAAUUGCUUACUUAAAAAUAUCGAACGGAAGGAAUACUCCCCCAUCCAUCUGUCACCCAAUUGGCAUUUAAAAAAUCGAGACAGCAAAAAGCUUUCCUUCGCAGAGAGCACCAAUGAGACAGCCCAGAACGGGACCAACGACACCGUAGGCACCUCCACGGAGAGCCUAAGCAAAAGCUUGUCUCCGAGCAGCAUUGGAGGUGCGAACUAUUCAGGCUACUCCAGAGUGGCGAAUUACGCUAACAGUAGCAGGGAUGUGGAUAAGGCAUGCUACAAAUAUAAUAAUUAUACAUAUAACAAUUCGAACAACCCUAGUGGGAAAAUUUUAGUUUACUCCGAAAUUGACGACAUUGAAGAAACGUCCCCCUUCCCAAUAUUGUCCAAUGUCAAUUUGGGGGAGCAGAUAUUCAGCACGACGGUGGAUUUUUAG